Messenger RNA from Pyricularia grisea, 1188 nucleotides. RefSeq lists its product as uncharacterized. The transcript has 5 exons. Bases 1 to 1188 code for a protein of 395 amino acids. Gene Ontology annotation, biological process: peptidyl-serine phosphorylation; peptidyl-threonine phosphorylation. Gene Ontology annotation, molecular function: ATP binding; protein serine/threonine kinase activity. Lineage: Eukaryota; Fungi; Ascomycota; Sordariomycetes; Magnaporthales; Pyriculariaceae. The record is from RefSeq and is a predicted model, not a curated record.
AUGAUUCCUGGGCAUAUUCUCGCCAUCGCCGCUUUCCUCGCCAUCCCAGCCCUCGCCGGCGGGGGCUCGAAUAAAUUCCCGUUCACGGUUGCGAAUAACAGGGAUCGGAUUGAUUUUUGCUUGGUUGUUAUGGCCAAGAGUGUCUAUACCGGACCGUUUAAAUAUAUACGAUUCAUUCCCACUUCUGGUACAGUUAUCUUUAAAGAUAAGAAGACCAGUACCACGGAGAUUAAAUUGAACGAUAAAUGCGACCCGCAAAUUAUCAACCUUCCAAACGGUUUAAAUAUCGGCGUGGUGCCUUAUUACUUCCCAGAUAAUCCCCCGGAGUUGGAACGCAGGUGGCGCGAUGAGCAUGCCUUCGAACGAGAGGUCAGGUCUAUGAAGCUGUCCAGCCACAAGCCGCGUACACAUUUGGUCAAUUUAAUCGUCACAUUUCGCUUGAAGAACCACUAUUAUCUAGUCUUUCCGUGGGCAGAGGGUAAUUUCUGGGAUUUUGCCCAAACCUACGAGUUUGGUCCUCACCCAACCUCUGAUAUUCAGCAGAGAGUCUGGGCCCGAUUGCUCGCGAUACAGAUACACGAUAUAGCCUCGGGCAUCCAGGCCAUCCACGUCAUAAGGUUAUCCACCACGACUGAGAUCUACGGCCGGCACGGAGACAUAAAGCCGAAGAAUAUCCUUUGUACCGGAAUCAACGCAAUUACCCGCACAUAUUACGGUACCUAUCAAGCGUCCGAGUUCGAAACCAUAGGCAAAACUUCUCAGGUCAGCGGUAUAUGGGCGCUGGGAUGCAUUUACCUAGAAAUUACUACCUGGUAUCUUGGCUACAAGGAGGCUUACGAUGGGUUUUCCGAUGCACUAUUGACACAAAGCUCCUUCGUUGAUCAACUCAGUGAAGACACAUUCUACCAUAUAGUCAAGACGCCAUAUUACGGCAUCCGAGCUGUUAUCAAGGAGGAGGUUAUCGAGUGGGUGGAUCGACUGCACUAUCAUCCGCAAUGCACCGCAUACGUCCAAGAUCUGCUCGACUUUGUCAUGAAUCAUAUGCCCGUGGUCGACGAAGAUCCCAGCAAACGAGCCAACAAUAACCCAGCCGUAUCUCAGCUGCAGGGAAUGCUCGAGAAGUGCUUUGAUGGGCAAGCGUACUGCCUGCCCCCGGAUGCAUCCCGACCAUGGGUGCGCGCCGCAUAG